GACCUCAUGUGUUGGUUGGGUCGCUUUUAAAUAACACUUUAAAUUUAGACUAAAUUAUAUGAUAUGACCCUUUUGUUCUAUGCCUCGUUUUCAUUAUUAAAAUGCGUAAAAGAUUCAGAUUACAAAAAAGUUUAAUUGGAAAGAAAAACAUAAAAGUUACAAGGUAAUCAUUUAAAACAGCUAUUAAACUAAUUGUUUGUAACUAAUUUGCGUUGGAUUUAAAUGGUGAAGCAUUUAAGCAUUUAGUUUCAACAGUUAUUUAAAGUUCGGUUUAAUCAAAAACUGCAAAAUUGACUAAAAUAUUAAAACAGUAGCAUUAUUUAGUCAAAGACUUUACUAUGCUUUUGUUAAAGAUUUCUGGUGUCGACUUGCUGAAUAUUGCAUUGAAUAUGUAAAUUUCUACAAAAAAAAAUGCAACAAAAGAAAAUACUAAUAUUAAUACCACCAUUUUGGGGGCAUAUAAACCCACUUAUUGGUAUUACUAAGAGACUGGUUGAAGAAAGCUACAUAAUAGUAUUUUACUCUUUGUCUGAGUUUAAAGAUAUAAUUGUCAAAACCGGUGCAGAGUACAGAGAAUAUCCAUAUUUCCCAAUUGUUAAAGCAAAUGAAAAAAGUCAUGUUCCAACAGUAAUUACACUUUUUACUUCUUUUUUGGAUAUUGCAGAUCAAACAAUACCUUAUUUUGUGGAUAUUUUUGAAAAAGAGAAGCCUGAUUUGAUAAUUUAUGACUUUAUUUCAUUCUAUAGCAAGUGUUUACUAAUUCAUUUGCAACAUAGGUAUCUGAUUGGUGUUUCAAAUAUACCACCUCCAAAAGCACUUUUGUUUUUUCCGUCUUUUUGUUUAAAUAUUGAAAUAUUUCCUGAAGAAAACUUUCUAAAAACAAUGAUAGAACCCGUUCCUAAUGAAGAAGUAAUAAAAUCAUUUGAAGCCCAUGUCAAGAAGGUAAGUGAUAAAUAUUCUCUUAAUUUAUCUACGAUGAGCCCAAUAGAAUAUAUGACGUCUUUAAAAGAGAAACUUGUUAUUGUAUCAACAUUCAGAGAACUUCAACCAAAGGGAGAAGAAUUUAAGGAGCCUUAUAAAUUUGUUGGAAGUUGCUCUGUUACUGAAAAUAGAGAAUUUUAUAUAACGGAUCCCAAAGUAAAGCAACUAUUAGGUUCGUUUGAUCCUAUAAACCCGAUUAAAUCUUUGACUGUAAAUAAAACAUGUAAAAUAUUAAUCUAUGCAUCAUUAGGAACUGUAUUUAAUGAAAAUGUAAAUGUGUUUGAAUGCAUUAUAAAUGCGAUCAGAACAUUCGAUCAAGAGAAGGAAAGCACAAAAAGUGCAAUAAAAUUAAAUUAGCUUUGCGUGGUUAUCUCAAUUUGCCAAACAGUAUACAACUUAUAUCAAGAAAAGAUUGCAAACGAAAACUACAGUUGUCCUGAUAAUGUUCU
Molecule: messenger RNA, 1430 nt
Organism: Hydra vulgaris (swiftwater hydra)
Lineage: Eukaryota; Metazoa; Cnidaria; Hydrozoa; Anthoathecata; Hydridae
Source: RefSeq, a predicted model, not a curated record